Molecule: messenger RNA, 1405 nt
Organism: Paramecium sonneborni
Lineage: Eukaryota; Ciliophora; Oligohymenophorea; Peniculida; Parameciidae
Source: the annotation of a GenBank genome assembly
AUGUAUAGAUUUGAUAAUGCAUUAUUUAAUUUCCCUGUCAUUCGAAAACACUUUUUCUCUGACAAAGAGUACUAACUAUACUUGUUUAGUGAAGAAUUAAUUAUAAUUGAUGUAUGUAUAUAUUUAUUAUAUACAGAACUAAGCAAAGAAAGCGAAAUAUGAGAUAAAAUUGAACAUGACUACUACAUUGAAUUGGAUUGUUAAUGAUAACAAAAUAUAAGCCUUAGAAAUACUUUAUAAUAAUAAAAUGAAAGCAUUUUAUGCUACUUCAAAUAAAUUUUAAUUGUUGAGAGAGAUGAUUGCUGGUCGAGUAUUUUUUAGUGGAAUUCAAAACUUUUAUGGAAUUUAAAUGAAAGUUGGAUAAGGAAUGAGUGGAGAAGUAUAAAUUGAUAAAAAAAGUUAGGUCUAUAGAGCCGUAUCUUAAAAUGGCGAUUAUGUAGCAAUAAAAAAAUGUGAAAAAUAGAAAUUGACAUCACUUUAAGGUGGAAUUGUAAUAAAUUUCUGUUGAUCUUAGCCUUAAUUAAUCCAAGAAUUGUAGCUUCUACAAUAACUUUCACACUUAAAUAUUUUAAAACUCAAAGAAGUCUAUUCAGAUCAACAAUUUUAUUAUAUAGUUACUGACUUUGUUGAUGGAAGAACUUUGCAUACUGAAUUACUUUCAAGACCAACAGGUUUAAGCAUACUUUAAACAUUAAAAAUUAUGUCUUAAAUUUUAAAUGCUCUUAUAUACAUUCAUUAAAAAGGAAUUAUGCAUAGAGACUUAAAUCCACAUAAUAUUAUGAUAUCAGAAAAUAUAAAAUUAAUUGAUUUUGGUUUGGCUCGCAUAAUUAAAAACUAAUUAAUAUUUCCAACUGCUGGAACACCAGGUUAUAUUGCUCCAGAAAUUAUAAAUUAUAAAUAAGAAAAACAAUAUGAUGAAAAAGCAGAUAUUUUUAGUUUAGGAUGCAUGUUAUAUAAAAUGUAUGAAUAUACAUAUUAGAUUAGGUUAACUGGUGAAAACUUAUUUCGUAAAUAGAAAAAUAUCUUUUAGGAAAAUAAAGAAGGAAUUUUUGAAUUAAGAAAAAAUACUUAACAUCCAGAAUGUAAUUCAAGUAAAAUGGAUUAAUUAUUUGUUUUGUUGGCUCAUAUGUUAGAUAAUGAUCCAAACGAGAGACCAAAUGCAUAGUUUUGUAAGUAAUUGUUAAAGGAAAUUGAAAAUAAUAAUCAAUAGAUAGAUAAAUUAAUUCGAAAACAAUAAAUAAUGAAACCAAUUUAUGUAGCUACUGAUGAAACUCCUAUUGAAAGAACUCCUCAAAGUUUAGCAAGUUAAAAUAAAGUAAAAUCAAGUGAUACAAUAAUUAAAAGUGAUGAUAUUACAACUUAAGGAAAUAAAAGAUUAACAAAAAUAAUAUUAAAAAAUAUGUGA